AUUAUCAAGCAGUAAAAAAAACAAAGUACCCUCAUAAAAAAAAUAAUACAACAACAGAACAAAAAUACUACCAAAAAAAUAAGCUAUAAAACUAAAAGGCCAUUUCAGACCACUUACCUUGCGUCACCAGAGUCCCAAGUGUUUUAGUCCUUACCAAUGCAUUUAAAAACAAACAAACAAAAAAAAAAGGCAGAGAGGACCAAUUUCUGGCAUGGCAAAGUUAAUAUAUUUUAAGAAAAGGUGAAUUAUUAAUAAGAAUCACAGUAAUCAAUAGUCAUGUCAAUAUGAGAAUGAAGGGAAGCAUGUCUCUGAAGCGUUUUUCCCAUGAGAAAUUGUCUUGCAAAAGGAAACCAAUAGGAUUUAGUUUACUCUGAAAUUUUUUGCAGAGGAACACUUUGUGGAAAGGUUUGCUCAUUUGUUGCUGGAAUUUGGUGAGCACUGAAUUCCUAAAGCUCAAGUAAAGCACCUGAGCACACGUUUAACAUGAGCAACCUUACUGUGUCAAAUCUCUGCCUCGCUGCCACGUCACACCACAGGUACCUGUAGGCAUCCUGCUUGGAAGAAGUUCACUUUGAUACCUGGAUAAACAGAGUGAGGAAGACGUGCUGCUGCUUCCUGGCAGGUGUCCACCUCGUCGUGGCACAGAGCAUCCAUGCAAGAGGCCCACAUUGUAUGCGUGGCUGAGAAAGCUGCCAGAAAUACAGUGUUUUGGGGUUCUCAGGAUGUUUUUUGAGGAUGGACUUCCACCGUUGGUGAGCAGUGUUUGUAUUUGCAUCAUUUGAUCUCAGCAGAAGCAAGCGCUGUAGAAUUGCCUGGGCACACAUUAACUAAAUAGCAAUGCUUGCUGGUGCAGUAACCACCAAGCAAACAAUCCUGCGGCUUCUGGACCUGCUUCUCUUCCCACCCGCAAAAAUACAAAGAGAGAAUUCCUUAGGUCCUUGAAACUGGAGGAACUUAGUUAUUAUGAAAGCUGAUGGUCAGCUCCACUGAGACAACCAGGUCAUCCUUGAUUUUGAUAAAUGAAGCUGAUUUUGAAGCUGAUUAAUGCUUAGCAAAUUUGAAUGACAGCAAAUUCUCUGUCCUUUCAGCCUCUCACCGGAGCCUGGUCAGUACCCAGCCAAAACACCGAGCGGGUAGAGUCCAGGCCUCUUCUAUAAAGAGGGUGAUAAAGAGGGUGCAGUAGUUCAGGUGAAGCAGAGCUGCCUCUUGCCUAGCCUGGGCGGAUGUUUAAAAACCUGCUCCACAGAAACCCAUAUUAAACAUACCAGCUGCCUGCGGGGUGGCGUUGCCUGUGUUACUGAAACCCCAUUUUCCCUUACUCUCGUUCACCACCUUAGUUCUUCCUUGAUAUUUCAGUGGCUCUUCUGUCCUCCUACCACCUAUGAGAGGAGCCAGAGUUCGCAGGGCUGGCAAAGGGAGAGCCGGGAGCUGUGAUUGUGUCUGCUGGAGAGAAGAGGUAGUCUCAGCUCUGAAAUUUUUAAUUAAGAAUUCUUCUUAAUGGCACCUGAUGGCCUGAGUUCUUUGGGUGUCCAUAAAGAGACAUUUCUGCAUCAGUCUGAAGGAUUAGCUGGAAUAUAAGAAGUCUUUGCUAAUUUGUUCACCAGAUGGUACUUGCUAGAGUGAAAAAAAAUCCAGUAUGACAAAAAUGGGAUAGCUUUUGGGAUAGCUCCAAAGCUUUCUUUCUUUUUUUCCAGAAACCACAGCUUCUGCUUUAUGUGCAUUUUACAGCAGUAUUUACAGUUAACACUGUGCCACAAAGUAGCCAUGAUAAAUUUCCAUCUGAAACAUGGUUUCUCUUGCUUACUUCAGCCUUCCAAAUGCUGGCAACGAGAACAUUUGUUCUUUCAUGGGCCAGAAAGAAGCAUUCACACCAGGCUGGAUAGGAUCUUAAAGGCUGCCACGAGAUACAUGAAUACUUGCAGCGUGGAUGUGCACAGCUGCUAGGAUGUUCAAGGCAAGCUGUAGCAAAACAUGGGCCUUGUGUCUCUUGGAGGUGCAGCAGUGCUGGAAUUCAGCGAUUUGCUCUCUCAUCAGAAUGGAUUUGGAGACAGAAGUGUUUUUAGCAGCAUUUCUAAAGCUGGAUGGGCCUUGGGGUCAGGCUGACUUGAAAACAAAAUGCAGGCAGCUGAAUUUGAGUCCAUGCAAAGAUGAUGUGUCGGCUCCAAAAGAAGGGAUCGAUUGCAUCGUCUGAGUUGGCUUCAGCACCCCAGAACACACCCUUCCUAUGGAUGAUAUUGGCAGCCGGAUUGCACAUCAUGGCUGGGUUACCUGGCACAUUCUGAAAACCAUCCUCCUGGGCCAGAUGCUCUCCUUGUUUAUCUGUGGGACUGCUGUUACAAGCCAGUACCUAGCGGAACAAUACCAAGUGAAUACUCCGAUGUUGCAAAGUUUUAUCAACUAUUUUCUGCUUCUUCUAGUUUAUACAACAAUACUGGCAUUUAGGACUGACGGUGACAGUCUUCUUCAAAUUUUGAAGCAGAGGUGGUGGAAGUACCUAUUUUUGGGACUGGCUGAUGUUGAAGCCAAUUACACGAUUGUAAAAGCCUACCAGUACACGACCCUCACGAGCGUGCAGCUGCUGGAUUGUUUUGGGAUCCCCGUGCUGAUGGCUUUGUCCUGGUUCAUCCUCCGCGCAAGAUACCGACUGAUCCAUUUUAUCGCAGUUGCCGUCUGCUUGCUGGGUGUGGGAACAAUGGUGGGUGCUGACAUUUUGGCAGGGAGGCAAGACAGUGAAGGAAGUGACGUGGUGAUUGGAGAUGUCUUAGUUCUUCUGGGUGCUUCUUUGUAUGCCAUAUCUAAUGUGAGUGAGGAAUACAUUGUGAAAAAUCUGAGCAGAGUGGAGUUUCUAGGAAUGGUGGGCUUGUUUGGGACUAUUAUCAGCGGUCUACAGCUAGCCAUCGUGGAACAUAGGGAUAUAAUGAGAAUUCAAUGGAACUGGAAAAUUGCGUUGCUGUUCGCAGUGUUUGCCCUGUGUAUGUUUGGGCUGUACAGCUUCAUGCCAGUAGUGAUUAAAGUAACGAGUGCAACCUCGGUCAACUUGGGCAUUCUGACUGCGGACCUCUACAGCCUGUUCUUUGGACUUUUCCUGUUUUACUACAAAUUUUCAGGUCUUUAUAUCCUGUCCUUCGUCAUCAUCAUGGUGGGCUUCGUCUUGUACUGCUCCACUCCGACUCGGACUGCAGAGCCCACUGCCGUGCCGCAGCUGCACAGCACCGGCUUGGACAACGCUGGGCUGAAGCUUGAGGAAAACGACAGCCAAACGCCGGCUGUAACCGUGCAGUUCACGAGAGAGGAAUCUGUGGUGGUCAGCACUGAUUAAAAAAAUGGCAGCAUUUCAAAACAGAGCUUUUAUUUUACUGCCAAAGUUUCCUUCAAAUAUUAAUCUGGAGAACUGUUCUACUGCCAAGGCGUAUGUCAUGCUGCGCUGGUUUUAAUGCACUGGAUAGACUUUUUAAGGCCAGAUCUUCAAUCAGUGAAACUGUAUUGAUUUACCCUUGCAGAAAACCUGGCCCUUUGAAGAAGACAGAGUAAUAUUUAUGUGGAGUCUCUGGGAGGUGAGAGACUGUUAUUUUUAAAUGCUUAAUUAACUUAACAGCAAAUGCUUGGGGGAAAAAGCCAAAGAAUGUUCUCAGGUUGCUAACUAGAGCAAAUACACUUUAUAUUGCAUUAGGGACCUAAAUCUGCAAGAUGUUACCGGAGGGCUUCAUGUUUCCCACUCCUCACGUGGGUACCCUCACAUAGCAUCUUGCAAAAGCCACUCAGCUUUUCAUGGGUUCUAGCGCUGCGAGCCGUGUUAUGUGCACACACCUUCCACGUGGGCUUUAUUUAUCUGCUGAAGGCUUUUGCUUCUGACAUUCCAGCUUAAAUGUUUGUCUCAUCAUAUUCCUGCAUUCUUUGUCGCAGCUGGGGUUGCUACAGAGAAGAAGUAUUUUAUUUUUUAAUUUUACUUACAAAGGCAGUUUGAGUAUGUGUUUUUAUAAUCCCUUCUUUCUCUCUCAGUAGCCUGCUCUUUGGUGCAUUCCCACUAGGUGGAGGAGACAGACAGUCCUCUAUCCCGUAAGAACUGAUUUCAUUUUUUUUUUCUGGAUGAAACAGCAAGUGUUUGAACUGAAGUUCACUUCUCAGUGAAGUUCUUGAAAUGGGACACAUUUCUGCAGAAAGAUUUGAAUAAAAUUUGCAUUUUUAAAUUUUUUUGAGGUCUUAGGCAAUCCUCAUUGCAACGAUAAUGACAUAAUCUCCAAAAGGUUAAAUGCUUUCAGUAGAUUCAUUUGCAGUUUUACUCCCCGUCUUCAUAUUUACAAUAAAAUGAUUAAAAUUCAUGAAGCUGCAGUUUUCACAUCGGUAAAACCAUAUGGGGAUCUUUUUUGUACGAGUCUUCACAGUUCAGGCGUAUAAAGUAACAAUGAAUAAAGUUUUCAGCAGCUGAA
Molecule: messenger RNA, 4427 nt
Organism: Anas platyrhynchos (mallard)
Lineage: Eukaryota; Metazoa; Chordata; Aves; Anseriformes; Anatidae
Gene: SLC35F2
Product: solute carrier family 35 member F2
Biological process (GO): transmembrane transport
Cellular component (GO): membrane
Molecular function (GO): transmembrane transporter activity
Source: RefSeq, a predicted model, not a curated record